Messenger RNA from Periconia digitata, 1195 nucleotides. The record is from the annotation of a GenBank genome assembly. NCBI's taxonomy places the organism in Eukaryota, Fungi, Ascomycota, Dothideomycetes, Pleosporales, Periconiaceae.
UCAGUAUGGUGGAAAAUAAUUUUUUGAGCGUCUUAAUGCGGUGAUGAAGGAGGCCAGGGGAAACAGAAAGGCGUUCGGCGGUGUGCAGAUGGUCGUGACAGGUGAUUUUUGCCAGCUACCACCGGUUUUGCCUUUUGAGCACUGCGUGACAUGCGGAUUGGAGACGGAAGAGAAUAAAUGGAAGGGACAACAUGUGUGCCCUAAGCAUGGAGUCUUCAAGGACAUCGAUAAAUGGGCGUUUCGCUCAGACGCCUGGCAAGAGAGCGGCUUUACGCAUGUCAAUCUCACCACUAUACACCGGCAGAGCCAUAAGGCCUUCAUUGCCAUCCUACAUAAGAUGCGCAGGGGAAUCGUCUUGAAUCCUGGCAACCAUAACCUGAUUGUGUACCAUCCAUCAGACACGCGUGAUGCGAUUGAGCUAUAUACCAGAAAGGAAAGGGUCAAACAGCGCAAUGACGAAAUGUUCGACAAGCUACCCACGGAGCCUCAAGAAUACCAGUGCUUAGAUAGCCACGAUUGGAAACCCGACCACUUUGAAUGGGAGACCAUGGGACAUAUUAUGAAGGGCGGAGCGUUGAGUGGUAUUCACGAUGAUCGCUAUGAUGCGAAAGUUGCGCUAAAAGAAGGCAUGCUUGUGGUGCUUCUUCAUAAUCUUGAUCUCCCUGCAGGUCUUGUCAACGGCUCACAAGGUACCAUCCAACGUUUCGAGAAGAGGGCGCCUCACCGAAUGCCAGUGGCUUCGAAAAAUUCAGGUGGAUAUGGUAGCCAAAAUGGGCAGCUCCUUCUUCAAGGAGAAUACGCAGUCUAUCGACAGGACAAAAUUCGUGAGUUUGCAAAGCAAGAGAAUUUUCCGGGCUGGCCAGUCGUUAAAUUUAUGAACGGCCUGGAACGUACAAUCUAUGCAGAUUGUACAGUGACUGAGCUGAGCGUCGGCGAACCGAAAAUUGUCAUUUCAAGGACACAGAUACCUUUAACGGCAGGUUGGGCCAUCACGACGCAUAAGAGUCAGGGUAUGACAUUAGACCGCGUCAUAGUAGAUCUGUCUGGGGCGUUUGAACUGGGACAAGCCUACGUAGCACUCAGUCGAGCUAGAUCCCUUGAAGGCUUGAAGGUUAUAUCGUUUCCCGUGUCCGCUCAGGGUUGCAAUGCACAAGUUAAAAAGUUUAUGGUGGAGAUGUUUGGCCCCAAUUGGUGA